This is a messenger RNA of Poeciliopsis prolifica (blackstripe livebearer), 5675 nucleotides long. RefSeq names its product protein EFR3 homolog A-like. The record is from RefSeq and is a predicted model, not a curated record. Gene Ontology annotation, cellular component: plasma membrane. Gene Ontology annotation, biological process: protein localization to plasma membrane. NCBI's taxonomy places the organism in Eukaryota, Metazoa, Chordata, Actinopteri, Cyprinodontiformes, Poeciliidae.
CACCGCUAAGCUGGACAUGAUCCCAGAUCCUGUCCUGAAGACAAACAUAACUUCAGGAUGUGGAAACGUCACCAGGAGCAAAGGCACCAAUCGCCACGAUUCGAUUCAAAGCCAGGCUUCUUGCAUCUACUGGACAUUUGGAUUAAAAGGAGUGUGUGGCUGCUGCGGGCCCCUGAGGCCCCGCUACAAGCGUCUGGUGGACAACAUCUUCCCAGAGGAUCCCAAAGAUGGCCUCAGUAAGUCGGACAUGGAGAAGCUGACGUUCUGCGUGUCGGCGCCGGAGAAGCUGGACCGGAUCGGGGCGUACCUCGCCGACCGGCUGAGCAGAGACGUGGUGCGGCAUCGCUACGGGUACGUGGUGAUCGCCAUGGAGGCGCUGGACCAGCUGCUGAUGGCGUGCCACUCCCAGAGCAUCAAGCCCUUCGUGGAGAGUUUUCUGCACAUGGUGGCCAAGCUGCUGGAGUCCAGAGAACCGGACCUGCAGGUUCUGGGAACAAACUCGUUUGUGAAGUUUGCCAACAUCGAGGAGGACACGCCUUCCUACCAUCGCCGCUACGACUUCUUCGUCUCCCAGUUCAGCGCCAUGUGCCACUCGACUCACGAAGACCCGGAGACCAGAACCAGGAUCCGAGUCGCUGGGAUCAGAGGUCUUCAGGGAGUCGUGAGGAAAACUGUGAACGACGAGCUGCAGGCCAUCAUCUGGGAGCCUCAGCACAUGGACAAACUGAUUCCCUCCAUGCUGUUCAACAUGCAGGACGCCGAGGACCUGGACAGCCGUCGGGGCAUCCCAGCACGCCGUCCGUCGGGUCAGGAGGGCGAGGAGAACCCGGCGGUUCUGGCCGAGAACUGCUUCAGGGAGCUGCUGGGCCGAGCCGCGUACGGAAACAUGAAGAACGCCGUCCGGCCCGUGUUGGUUCACCUGGACAAUCAUCACCUGUGGGACCCGAAUGAGUUCGCCGUGUCCUGCUUCAGGAUCAUCAUGUUCUCCAUCCAGGCUCAGCACUCGCACCACGUGAUCCAGCAGGUUCUGACCCACCUGGACGGGAACAACAGGAGCACUCCGCGGGUCAGAGCCGGCAUCGUCCAGGUUCUGCUGGAGACGGUGGCCAUUGCUGCAAAAGGAUCUGUGGGUCCGACGGUCCUGGAGGUCUUCAACACGCUGCUCAAACACCUGCGGAUGAGCGUGGACUUCGAGCUGGGCGACGGCUCCAGGAGGAACUCCGGCAGCAGCAUGUCGUCAUUGCACGGCCGGGAGAGCGACGAGCGCAUCGUGCAGAACGCCAUCAUCCAGACCAUCGGGUUCUUUGGUGGAAACCUGCCAGAUUACCAGCGAGCCGAAGUCAUGAUGUUCAUCAUGGGGAAGGUGCCGGUGUACGGGACGCCGUGCCACACCUUGGACACGGUGAAGAUCGGGCCUCAGGGAACCAAGAGGAUCCAGACGAUGCUGCUCAGUUCCCUCAUCAUGGUGACCUCUGGGUUCAAGUCCAAGUCCAUGUCGGCGGCGCUGCCUCCUCCCUUCCUGGACCCGCUCUUCUCCAUCUCGCUGAUGGAGGACAGCGAGUUGAGGCAGCUGGUCCUCGAGAUCCUCCACAACAUCAUUGAUCGCCAUGACAACCGCGCCAAGCUGCGGCAUCAGGUAGCGGCGCAGAUCAUUCCCAACGUUGCAGCUCUGAAGAUCAAAAGGGAGAAAAUAUCCAAACAAGAUAUUGCGUUCAUGAAAAAGCAUGGCCAGCAGCUCUACCGCCACGUCUACCUGGGCUGCAAAGAGGAAGACAACGUUCACAAGAACUUCGAGCUGCUCUUCACCACCCUGGCCGUCCUGACCAUCGAACUGGCCAACGAGGAAGUGGUGAUCGACCUGAUCCGCCUCGCCAUCGCGCUGCAGGAAAUGGCUCUGAACAACGAGGAGAACAUGUCCAUGUUCAUCCGCUGCGGCAUCAUGGCGCUGGUGGCGGCGUACCUCAACUUCCUGAGUCAGAUGAUCGCCAACCCGCCGUUCUGUCAACACGUCAGCAAGGUGAUCGAGCUGAGAAACAUGGACGCUCCGUACCUCCUGCCUGAACACAUCUUCAGAGACAAGUGUCCCCUUCCUGAGGCUUUGAACAAAGACGACAAGCCGCUGUAUUUCCAAACGGCGGGCAUGGCAGAGUCCCUGGCAGGUCCAGGAUACAACGUGGAGAGGUUGUCCAUCCCUUACAUUCCACAGGUCACAGUUCUUUACACGGUAGGAAAAAUCAUCCACAGGUGCAAGCAGACGUCCAGAGACCGUAUGAACCGCAGGAAGAGUUUUGUGGACGCCAUCUCCCUCCAGGUGGACAUCAUUUCCAACAGCCUGCCAGACAAGCAGUCGGAGCUGGCUGAGGAGAUUACGUUCGAGACUCUGAAGAAGGCCAUCGAUACGACCGGCUUGGAGGAGCAGGAGAGGGAGAAGAGGCGUCAGGUGAUGGAGAAGUUCCAGAAAGCUCCGUUUGAGGAGAUCGCUGCUCACUGCGAGUCCAAGGCCAACUUGCUCCAGGACCGCCUGGAGAUCUUUGAGCUCACCAUCCGGCCGCCGCCCAGCCCGUCCGGCGUGGUUUCCAUCUCGGCGGGUCACACCCAGCAUCCGUCCAUUCCCGUCUACGAGAUGAAGUUCCCGGAUCUGUGCGUCUACUGAGCCGCUCGGACGUCAACGAGGGCAACCUCAGCUUUUCCUCCAAUCAGCACGCCGCCAGGCGGCAGGGAGCCAAUCAGAGACUCGGACAUGCGGCGGGCUGAACCGGCCGCACGUCGUUUCUCCGAUUCACGUCCCUGAACCCAAACGGUCGAAUACAACAAAACCAGAACAAUGCAAACCGCUUUACGCUCCUCGUUGAUGUCGAUGCUUAAGCUUCACGCUGUGUAGAAAAACUAAACGAUCCUGUUGGAUCCAAACCGCCUGCAGGUUUUACCAGCUGAUCGAUCGUCUGUAUUGACUCAGAAAAACACGAAAAGCAAUCAGUUCAAACGGCUCAUGGUUGGUGAAACGGAUCCAGCUUUUAUUCCUGAAGCUUUUCAAGGAUUUGAAGAUGAACAAAAUCAGAACUUUUACAAUGAUUCUUGGAUUAAAAUUUGGCCAAAUUUGAAAUGUUAGUAUUGUCAAAUCCAGGAAGUCGGUGAAAUGGGAUUUUGUCUGGCAGAUUUUCCAGGAAUAACUUAGAAAUAAACUCAAUUAGUUCAUUUUUCUGAAGCAAAGUCGAGAACAAAAUGAUAAAAAUGUUCAGUUUUAAAAUGACAUGCAAGUAUAAUGAAUGUUAAAAUGAAUGUAAUUCCAGUUUAAAUCUGCCCUCUGUGUUCAGACACAAAACAGCCACUAGAAGUGUUGGUGUGAAAUUACUUCAUAUUUAGGUUUUUAAGGAUAAAAUAAAACCUUUACAUAUUUCACUGUCUGGUGAAAUAUGAUGAAAUAUUUUAGGUCUGAUGGAAGAAAUAUGUCUUUGGAUUUUAAUGUUUGACCAAAAUAAGCAGAAAAGCUUCAACAUUCUGCAUCAUUAAGCAGAAUUAUCAAGAAUUACAGACUUUAUUAACCUGGAAAUAAAAAUCCAAUAUGGCUGCCACGUAUUUAACCAAGUGGAAGCCAUCAUUCAUUUUUUUCCACCCAUCGCCAUCAUGCAGUUCAGCACAGGAACCACAGGGGGCAGCGCAUCACUAUUUACGGACUUAAAGCUUUAGCUUGGUGGCUACUGCCUGACCAGCUAACUGGCUAAUGAUGCUACGGCUCUACCGAAGCGUUUACUUCUAGUUCUCGGUUCACCAGGCGAGUUGGGAUUAAAACAUCUGGAUUAUUUCCAGAUUAUAAAAUGUGAUCAACCCUUUAAAUCAAAGAUGCAUCGAUAUUCCUGGAUCUUCUUACAGCUGGUUUAAAACGCUGGAAAAUCUUAGAGGUUGUUGUCAUGGCUGCUAAACCCAAGAGUGUAAAGUUUUUCGAAGUGGGUCGGUUCUGAGUGUGGAGGUUCCUGAGGUUCUGGUCGGGCUGCAGCUGGUUCUGGUUACCAGAACAUUCCUCUGGUCUGAUCAGACAUGAGCAAUCGAUCCGGGGCGCAUCCAGCUGGAUCAGAACCGAAUCGUUUCUGGUGGUUCUGUACGUUGAGCUCGGAUUCCUGAACAGUGAAAUUUGAUGGUUUUUAUUCACCAACCUGAGCCUGUUAAAGCAUUGGAUUCAUUACUUUAACUAGACCCAUACCAGCAGAACAUCUGUGGGAACGUAUUCAGAACGAACCGCUGAGUUCGGGUCCAAAAGAUGGAAACGGAUUAACAUGGGAGUUCCUGAAGGUGCAAUACCAACCAUGACCACUAGGGGUGGGAGCCCUUAUUGACUAAAGUUAAAGCAAAUGAACUGACAGGUUAAUUAAUAUUAAAGUUAAUCCAGUUUAGUUUCUGAAUUAAAUCUAUAGUGAAUAUUUUUCAGUGUUUCUCGACGUUCAGCCUGGUUCUUCUCCACCAGAGGAUUUCCAGAAUCUAAAGUUCUGGGCGGUUUUUACCUGAGAUCCCCAGAACUUCAGGUUCAGUUUGUAAUCUGAGGUUCUGGUCGAGGACGGGCUGCUGUCCGGCUGCCAAGAGUUUGAUCACAAAGCAUCGACAUCAGUCUAGUAAUAAUUAAUUAGUAAUAAUUGAUCUGUGCAGGUUCGGAUCGUCCACCAGCUUCUGUACAGAAACCUGAUCCAAAGCAUUCAGAUCCAACUGGAGCAAACUGAGCCGUUUGUGAAACCCGAUCCGUCCAGAACCCGACGGUUUACCGCCUGGCCGGGUCCGGCCCGGUGACUGGCUGGUUUGAGACGUGGCUGGAAAACGUGAUGAAUGUUGCUGACUCAGCAGAUGGUAUAUUUUUGUACAUUUCAUGCUUCAGUUGCUGCCUGGUAGAUUUCAGACAUAUCAUUGAAAAAAUGCUGAAUCAUUGAAAAAAUGCUGAAUCAUUGAAAAAAUGCUGAAUCAUUGAAAAAAUGCUGAAUCACCGUUUCUUGUUGUUUGUCGUCGCUUAGCAACUGAAUCCAAUCACGAGUCUGUCUCUAAUCGUAGCGAUUAUUUUGAUGAAAAUUAGCUCUUAUAGAUUUUUAAUUUCGGUCUAAACAUUUUAUUUAAUUGGUGUUUUGGUCAGAAAUCACCAGCAGACCCCCCCGGUCCCCCACCGGGGUUCAGAUCACUCUUUGCUUUUUGCACAUAAAGUUUGUCAGUAUUAGUUGCUGAGUGGAGGAGAGAUCAGCUCUGUCAAACCCAAAUGGAUCGCGGUUCCCCUUGUUUGCACUUAAAACGGUUCUGAGGCACAAAAACGGUACGAAUGGAAAAGUUUUUACUCUGAAUGUUCAGCUGGUCGACCUCGAGGCCCGAUUGGACCGGCCUCACUGCGGGACGCCGCCGGGAUGGCGCCGCCUCGUUUCAUGGUCUGGUGCAGCCGUCUGUGUCUUGUUGUAGAGAAACGUCUCGUCUCUGUUCACCUUCAGAGUUGUUAAUCAGUGAGUUAUGACCACUAGGUGGCGCCGAGGCUCAGCUCUUCCUGCAGGUUCAGGAAAUGAUGUCGUUUUGGUUCAGGGCUCUCUAAGCUGACGGUGGAUGUUUGGGUUUUCUCUUCUCGUUUCCUGAGCUGCAGCAGAGCCUCGGCGUUUCCAUCACGUCUCACAAUGUGUUGAAAUUUAAGAUUCAAAUUAAAAGUUUCUAUUGAAGCA